Molecule: messenger RNA, 5259 nt
Organism: Oenanthe melanoleuca
Lineage: Eukaryota; Metazoa; Chordata; Aves; Passeriformes; Muscicapidae
Gene: BCAR3
Product: BCAR3 adaptor protein, NSP family member
Exons: 16
Coding region: 855-3590 (911 amino acids)
Biological process (GO): positive regulation of peptidyl-serine phosphorylation; small GTPase-mediated signal transduction
Molecular function (GO): guanyl-nucleotide exchange factor activity; phosphotyrosine residue binding
Source: RefSeq, a predicted model, not a curated record
CUGCCUGAGGGCGCCGGGCUCGGGAGGAGGAGAGCAGAGAGCUUCUCCCGCUGCCUGAGGGCGCCGGGCCCGGGAGGAGGAGAGCAGAGAGCUUCUCCCGCUGCCUGAGGGCGCCGGGCCCGGGAGGAGGAGAGCAGAGAGCCCUUCUCCCGCUGCCUGAGGGCGCCGGGCUCGGGAGGAGAAGGAGAGCAGAGAGCUUCUCCCGCUGCCUGAGGGCGCCGGGCUCGGGAGGAGAAGGAGAGCAGAGAGCUUCUCCCGCUGCCUGAGGGCGCCGGGCCCGGGAGGAGGAGAGCAGAGAGCUUCUCCCGCUGCCUGAGGGCGCCGGGCCCGGGAGGAGAAGGAGAGCAGAGAGCCCUUCUCCCGCUGCCUGAGGGCGCCGGGCCCGGGAGGAGAAGGAGAGCCGAGAGAGCUUCUCCCGCUGCCUGAGGGCGCCGGGCCCGGGAGGAGGAGAGCAGAGCCCCUAUCCGCCUUCUCGCUGGCGGUGAGGAAUCUCCGUGUCGCCGGGCCGGGCGGCUACGGCAGGUUGGGUGGAUGGCGGCAGUCGUCGCCCGCUUCCAGCCUUCCCCAGGCUGCCAGGCACGGCUAGAGGCGGGCCCGGAGAGCCUCGCUGACGGGAGAAGGAGUAUGGCAUACCGGAUACUUGCGGCGGUGAGGGGGAAAAAAAUCCAGCCUCACUGCUCAGUUAUCCUCACUGUGAUUCAUCAGCUGCUGUCUCCUGGGCAGGUCUGACUGCUGAUUGGGCACAGAACUUCUCAAGGUGUGUCUUGUGUCGAGAAGCUUUUGCAUUUUGAGAGCACACAGUAGACCAUGAUAGCCUCCUGCUAUGAGUCAUAGGCAUUGGGAAGGAACAGAUAAUGAAGUAUCUACCCAUUUCUAACUGGCUGACCGAGCUUGGUCUUGCAGAAUACUGCACACUCUUUGAACAAUAUGAUGGUAUAGAGGACUUAUUCCAUCUUACAGAAGUCGAUCUUAGAAAACUGGGAAUUGAAAAUCAAGGCCACCGGACACACCUCAUUUCCAACAUCCUGCUGCUUCAGGAGGUAAAACAAAAGAGAGAACCAAAAAUGAUAGCUGCAGGAAAACUUUCAAGUCUUCCCAGAAACAGCUCAGUGAACCACCAGUUCUCAUUGGCUUCUUCCAUGGACCUUUUGACCACAAAACCUUCACCAGUUGAGCAUCGCUCAAGCUCCUUCCAAGGCAUCUCGAUCCAUGGCACUCUCCCCAGGAAGAAGAAGGGGACAGUUCCCUCUAGGUCUUGUGAUAUGUUCAGCCACAUGGGAACCUUGCCUUACACCAGAGCACGGCAGCAGCCACCUUUUAUACAGGAUAUUAUAGAAGAGUACCCUCCAGAAAAUGGAAAGAGCCGCAAACUCCUUGACAGAGAUCAGAAUAUUCUGGAUCCUGCACUGGAAUAUGUUAAGGGAGGAUCACUGAAAAGAAGUGUUAAUCGUGUGCCACCUGCUCCCACAUUUUCUAGGGAGAGGCAGGUUAUGGACAACAGCCCGGAAAAGCUGAAGAAGGAGUUAGAGGAGGAGCUGCAGCUGAGCAGUGAGGACUUGCGUAGCCAUGCCUGGUACCACGGACGUAUUCCUCGGCAGGUGGCAGAAGGCCUAGUUCAGAGAGAUGGAGAUUUUCUGAUUAGAGAUUCUCUCUCCAGUCCUGGGAACUUUGUUCUUACCUGUCAGUGGAAAAAUACCCCUCAGCAUUUUAAAAUCAACAAAACAGUUCUAAGACUCAAUGAAGCCUACUGUCGUGUUCAGUAUCAGUUUGAACUGGAAAGUUUUGACACUGUCCCUGGCUUAGUUAGAUACUACGUUGGGAAUCGCACACCGAUAUCAAAGCAGAGUGGAGCAAUUAUUUUUCAGCCUAUCAACAGGACUGUGCCUCUCAGGUGUCUAGAAGAAAAAUAUGGUGUAACUCCAGUUCAACGAAAAGAGCCAAGCACCCCUGAAGGAAAAACAGAAACUGCAAAGAGGCUGAGUCCUGGUAUAUCCAGCAUGCAAUCCCCGGAGCAGAGCAUACCCAGAGGAAAUCUUUGGAGAAACAAAGAAAAAAGUGGUAGCCAGCCAGCUAGUUUGGAUCAUGUUCUGGAGAAAAGAUUCCCUUUAAAGGCUCACCAGUCAGAGAGCUAUCUUCUAAUAGGUUCAAGACAUUCAUCUCGAUUACCUGAAGCAGAUGCAAACUCCUGUCCAAGCUCACCUGCAUUUAGAACAGGCAGUGAGCCAUCUCUAAGCCCCACAGUUGUUCAGAAAGUCAUCUUAGAGUCACAGCUAGGGGAAGCUCUUAGAGGAUCAGACAGUCAGCUCUGUCUAAAGCCUCCACCUAAACCCUGCAAAGCACCCCUGAUGAAACCCCCAGAUUCUCCUUUGGCUUCCCACAGCUCUGAAGGACACUAUUGUGAACUAAACCCUGCCAGACACCCUACAGCAGCAAAGCAACACUUGUGUCAGAAAAACAGCUAUGUGGAACAUCUGACUCAAAAGGAGAGGGCAACAUUCAGGAACUCUGAAACAAGCUAUUUGAUCCUUGAUGAUGAUCCUACAACGAGCCCUGCAGAUCCUUCAGAAGCUUCAACUCAGAUGGCUGAAGAGGACAGCCUCUUUUCUGCACCUGUUUAUGAGACAGUGUCUAGUUUUAAACCGAAUGAUUUUGAAUCCAGACUUCUUCCUCCUGAAAACAAGCCACUGGAAACAUCCAUGCUAAGAAGAGUUAAGGAGCUUUUUACCAACAAUAACCCAAAGAUGAUUGCACAGCAUAUUCUUAGAAUGGACUGCAAGGUGGCAAGGAUAGUAGAAGUUUCUGAAGAGAUGAGGAGGAAUAUGGGAGGGAACUCUGGUCUUGAAUUGAUCACCCUGCCUUACGGACACCAGCUGCGCCUUGACCUGAUUGAGAGGCACAAUACCAUGGCAAUAGGAAUAGCUGUUGAUAUCUUGGGUUGCACAGGAAAUGUAGAAGAGCGAGCAGCAACAUUAAACAGAAUCAUCCAAGUUGCUGUGGAGUUGAAGGAGUCACUAGGAGAUUUAUAUGGGUUUUCUGCCAUUAUGAAAGCACUGGAAAUGCCACAGGUCAGCAGAUUAGAACAAACCUGGACAGCUCUAAGACAUUGUUAUACCCAGACUGCCAUUAUGUAUGAAAAACAGCUGAAACCAUCCUGCAAAGCUUUGCAUGAAGGACAAGAUGAGUGGACUAAAACCAUCAGUGCUCCACAGAACAACAUCACAGUGCCACUGCUGAUGCCUCUGGUGACCCUGCUGGAGCGCCAGGCUGUUGUUUUUGAAGGCGUGGAGCUGUGGGAAAGCAGUGACCAGAGCGGUGAGAUCAUGCUCAGGCACUUGGGCACGGCACGCCUGCUGGCCCAGCACGCCGAGACGUUCCGCCUGACGGCAGAGCGGCUGCUGCAAGGUUUCCAGCCAGAUGAAGAGCUGAGUGAAAUCUUCAAGACAGAAUUUCAAAUGAGAUUGCUCUGGGGCAGCAAAGGAGCACAAGUUAAUCAAAGUGAAAGAUAUGAGAAAUUCAACCGGAUCUUAACUGCACUUUCCCGAAAACUGGAACCUCCUCCAGUGAAGCUGGUAGAACAAUUAAGUAUAUAAGACUCUGGAAACACUAUUUAAGUGAUAUACUUGAAAUAACCUUAGCAGUCUUUUGGCAAUUUGAUACUGCACAGACUUCUUGCAUUUCACAAGAUGUUUAGAACUUUUAACUGCACAAUGCACACUUGUUUUAAAAACUACUGAUUGCUAAACAAAUUAUUUAUUUACUGUGUCACCGAGUCAUUUACUGAGCCCUUUAAACAGUUAGGUUUUCCCUUUAUUUCCCCAAAGUUGUAAUGUUUUAAUGAUGCCAAGGAGUAAGGGCAUUGGCAUCUUAAUAUUCAGAUGAAGCAAAUAGUGUAAAUAAAAUGAUAGAUUAAUUAUCUGACAUGGCAGAAAAUUUGUUGUAUAAUAUUCCUUUAAUGAAUAUAAAAAACACUGUAGACAGAAUUGUGAAUUGUAUCUUUAUGCAAAAUAAUUUGCAUAUUUACAAAUCACAGAAACACUGCAAGUUGCAGAAAUGAUCCUUUAUCUGUAACCAGAAGGUUCAAACCUCCCUGUGCCUAUGAAACUAGGAAAUUAAUCUUUGUAUGUGUUGGGACAACUUCCCCUUUUUUUUAAGACAGCACCUAUAGUCAUCUAUAGAUGCUUUUGCUGGCUACGCUGCCAGGAAUAAAUGAUGAAAUGGCAAAAACAAACAAUCCAGAUAAUUAAAAUGCUUUCAGACAUGAGUAAACGUGGGUGUAUGUAUAUAUUAAACUUGCUUCAUUUACUGAGGUGAAUCACUUCGGUAAGUACUUUUUCCUUGGAUGAAGGCAAAGCAUAAGGUGUUACCACUUUUUAUAGGAAAUCAGCAAUAACAGAGUUUAUGAUACAAAGAGUCUUACCAAAUCCUACUUGGUUGUAUACAGAAUAAGGGUUAGUCUCAGACAUUGUAUAAAUACUUAAGAACUACAGCAGAGCUGCAUGUGCAUGUUGUCAUUAUGCCUUUUCCUGGAGUGAGAUGUUGCUUAGAGCACUGAAAGUACUGGGCUAGGAUGAUAACAAAACUAACACCAGAAUCUGUUCCUCCUAUCUACAAUCACAGCAGAGGUUUUUAUCACCAGAACAAGAGUUCCCAGACCUCAUAACUCAAAGUCAAUCUUAACAGAAGACAAAUGCAGAAACUAAUUAUUUAGACCAUGAAAAGAUUUUUUUAUUCCAUGAAAAUAUUCUCAACAGAGAACACUAUUUUUAAACAAAGCAUUUAACAUUUAGGAAAUCAACAUGUGCACAAAAAAGGAUUAAAAAAAUUACUGGAAAAUGUCUGAUUCUUUAAGACAACUCAUGUUCUGAAUUUUAGAGUAAAUGAUUUAUAAGCUGUGCAAGUAGAAAUGCUUUUUCCUAUGUUUAAUAACCCUCAUACAAGUUGCACUAUCCCUCUUGAAAGCAACCUGCCUCCAAAGGAAGCAAAUCCUGGUUUCAGAAAAACAAACAGUAGUGUAAAAGGAACAUUUAGUCUUUCACCAGGAAGUGUUAUUACUGACCUCCAAGGCUGUUAGCCAGGCAGACCACAGGCCCUUAACCAGAAAAUACACAGAUCACAUUUCUUCCUCUUCACAGAAUUACAGAAUCACAGAAUAUUCUUGGUUGGAAGGGACCCACAGGAAUCACUGAGUUUUUCCCAAAUUAAAAAAGCACUAGAUUUUAAAAAAAAGGAAAAAAAAAAAAAAAAAAACAAAAAAAACAA